Leishmania braziliensis MHOM/BR/75/M2904 is the source of this 4533-nucleotide messenger RNA. Its product is annotated as phospholipid-transporting ATPase-like protein. Gene Ontology annotation, biological process: phospholipid translocation. The record is from RefSeq and is a predicted model, not a curated record. Bases 1 to 4533 code for a protein of 1510 amino acids. Gene Ontology annotation, molecular function: ATP binding; ATPase-coupled intramembrane lipid carrier activity; ATP hydrolysis activity. Lineage: Eukaryota; Euglenozoa; Kinetoplastea; Trypanosomatida; Trypanosomatidae. The transcript has a single exon. Gene Ontology annotation, cellular component: plasma membrane.
AUGCGGGCACGGGUGCGACAGCUUUUUGCCAAGUCGGCGAAGGACCACUCUUGUCAAGAGCGCACUAUCCAGCUCAAUGACCCGCGCGGCCGCACCGACUUCUGCGACAACCGGAUGUACAGCUCCCGGUACAACCUCUUCACGUUCCUUCCGCUAAAUCUGUGGGAGCAGUUUCAUCGCCCCAUCAAUAUCUACUUCCUGCUAGUCGCGGUGCUGCAGUUCAUUCCCUCUGUGGCGCCGGUCAGCCCUCUCACAACGAUCUUCCCCAUCACCGUCGCAUUCCUCGUUAACGCCAUGAAGGAGGGCAUCGAUGAUCUGCGCCGCCAUCGGCAGGAUGCCGAGGUGAAUGAGCGCGUCUACCAGCGCGUGCGGUCCGGCACACUCGAACUGGAAGAGGUGGUGAGUGCAAACAUCCGCGUCGGCGACGUGCUCAUUCUGCAUCCCUUUGAGGUUGUACCGAGUGAUGUGGUGAUUCUGCUGACCUCGCACGAUGACGGCAGCGCGUACAUUACGACCGAGUCCCUCGACGGUGAGACCGGCUCAAAGCAGCGCUUCGCGAUCUUGCAUCACAUGUUCAAGUACUCUCAGACCGCCGCCUCACCAGCACCAUCGAUGUCCCGCUGUUGUAGACCCACCUCCGAGUCUACAACAGCGCCUGGCAGCGACGUAGCCGGCGUUGGCGCCUCGGCAGCAAAGGCGAUGGGAAAGUCCGCACAGGGGCCGAUAUGGGAGGGGAAGUGCUGCUGUGAAACAACCGAGGAUCACAAGUUGCACUGCCUCCGCUACGCCUUAUGCUCUCGUCUGGUGCUGCACUCGGAGGGUCCGAAUGCGCAGCUGCACUCAUACCACGGGACCGCCAAGGUGCGUGCACCGCGCAGCUCAUCGCAGACCUGGGGGAAGAUUCAGCCGCUGGCUUUAGGCCCAGGUAGCUCUGCUGGUGAUGCGGUCAGAACAGGAGGCGCGGCACUAGAGGCGUUGCAAAGCUGUCGUUACGACCCCUUUCCUGCUUCAGCAGCGCUGCGGAUAUCUUCGGACUCGCCAUGUGCGGACAAGGCAGUCAUGGGCGACGCAUUCCCGUGCCCUCCUCCUGCACCUAUGAUGUCACCACUCCCUUUCCGCCUUCGCGCGACGCGUACGCCGGAGUCACCGAUCGAAGCCUCUUCUCCGUGUAUCGCCUACGAGCACAGUGGCUUUCUUGAGUCAGUUGACCUGUCGCAGGCGAGCGCUCCCCUGCGCCAGCCCUCAGGUGAGGUGAAGGCAGACGCGCCGAACUGCUUUGACGGCCCCGAGAAGACUCUUUCCGUUUGCAUCGAUAACGUUGUGUACUCGUCAAGCCGCAUUGGCAACACGCAUUUUACCAUUGCCUUUGUCGUCUUCACUGGUUGCGAGACAAAGAUGAGCAUGACGCGUAACGUGCGGCUGACGAAGUGUGCAACGAUUGACCUUCGCUUCAACUACCUGACGAUGAUCGUCUUCCUGGUUCAGUUCAUCCUAGUGUUAACCUGUGCCGUUAUUUCCUACUGGCGUCCUAAGGCUCACGCCCCGCUCUGGUACCUUGGCGACUCGGUGGACCCGAUCAAGUUCAGAGAGUGCUUUCCCCUCCUAUCGCUGCGGUACCUGAUGAUGCUGUCGCCGAUGGUGCCACUCUCCUUCAAGGUGAUGGUCGAGAUCUCUAAGGUGUAUGUCAGCUACGUCAUCCGCUGGGAUGACGACAUGCGCGCCGAGGAUGAAUCUGUCUCGGUAAACAACUCAGCUUUGGCCGAAGAGCUGGGGCAGGUCGAAUACGUCUUUUCUGACAAGACGGGCACCCUCACGACAAACACCAUGACCUUCCAUGCCUUGGCCCUUGUCAACGACGCCGUCUUCGCGCGCACCGAGGGCACCAUCGGGUCGGACCUGCACCACCCCCUAGCUGAGGUGGGCAAAGUCAUCAAGGCAAGGAUGGCACGCGGCCAGCAGGAGGACUACUACCUCAUGCUCACGAUGAUCUUCUGCAAUACGAUCGAGCAAACACUGUCACCUCGGCUUGGCACCCGUAGCAGUGGGGUCAGCACAAACGCGAGCAUGUCCUUCUCGAGCCGCUGGAUGUCUUCAUCACCAGAUGAGGUGGCCCUCGUUGAGGGCGCCGAGCAGUGCGGCUUCUAUCUGCGCCAUCGCAGCCGCACCCAUGGGUCGGUGGGACUUUGGGACGAGGCAGGGGCGUCCCUCGAGGUGGAGGUGGUGCUCACGCUGCCCUUCAGCUCCGACCGCGGCAUGAUGAGCGUAUUGCUGCGCUAUCCCGCUGUGGCAGUGAUGAACCCAGAAGCAAAGCUGAACGACUCCGCCGACAUCGCUGGCGAGAGUAACGCUGAUCCAUCCAUGAACUAUGUGCUACUGAUCAAGGGCGCUGACGAGAAGGUGCUGCCGCGCUGCACCGACACUCACAGCAGCUCUCACCUCAAGGAAAUCAUGAAUCGCCUCGCGCGCUUCUCGCGCGAAGGGCUGCGCACGCUCGUGUACGGGUACCGUAUCUUGACGGAAGAACAGGUGAGGGAGGCCCUUCACCACUUUACCGCAGUAAAGGAAAGCUUUGCCGCCACUGCAACUCGCGAGGCGGAGCUGCAGCACAUCUACGCUCGACUCGAGCGCGACUUCACCUACUGUGGCAUUACGGCAGUGAAGGACGAGCUGCAGGAGGGAGUGCCACAGACUCUCGUUCAGCUUCGCCAUGCCAAUAUACGGGUGUGGAUGCUGACGGGUGACAAAACAGAGACGGCGAAGCAGACGGCGGUUGCGUGUGGGCUGCUGGCGACUGCCGACCACGUCGUCACGCUCACACCGUCGAGCGAAAAUCUGCUUACCCCGACGGGGCACUUGGCCUACGUUUCAGCGAAGCUCUCCGAAGUAAUGGAGCCUAUGGACCAGGCGAAGUCCGCGGCGGAGAUGACAGUGGUGACACGCUGGGAGAGGGUGCGCGGGUGGUGCCGCCGCUUCUUCUGGGAGAGCUCUGGACUCGAGGAUUUUGUGCACGAGUUCACGCAGCCAGCGACAUACGAGUGCAUCCGCCCGGUUGACCACCCGCUCGCCACGCAGCUGCGAAGCGCCAUUCAGGCUCACUAUGGCCCAGUAAGCCCGAGAGUCAGAGACAUGGCGCCAAGGGUGUGCGGUGCAGCGUGUCGGCAACCUGGCAUGUACUUCGGCUCUGCCUUCACAAUCUCCUCUCUUCCCAACACCUGCGGACUAAAGCGCCGCUACUGCGUUGUGCUGUCUGGCGAGACGCUCCGGCUGCUGGAGAAGGAGGAUGUCAUCUCACAUGGUCAGAGUGCGACGGUGCGUCUCUUCCAGAUGUGCCUGUUGCAGGCGAACACAGUCGUGUGUAGCCGCACCACUCCUUCUCUCAAGUCGUACAUGGUGAAUCUUGUGCGGCGCUCUGGCCACAUCACGCUUGCAAUCGGGGACGGCGGCAACGACGUCCCCAUGCUGCAGGCGGCGCACGUUGGCGUCGGCGUGAAAGGGCGGGAGGGUAGCCAGGCGAAGCUCGCGUCCGACUUUGCGAUCGGCCAGUUUCGCUUCUUGUCGAAGUUGAUCCUCGUGCAUGGGCACACCGCCUAUCAACGCACAGCCAUGAUUGUGCAACAGAGCUUCUGGAAGACGGUGCUCAUUGCGUGGGUGCAGGUGCUCUUCAACGUGUCCACCGACUUCUCUGGCGUGUCCUACUGGGACUCACUUAGCCUCACCUUGUACAAUGCCAUCCCCACUGUCCCCGUGACAUUUUUGUGUGUGAUGGACAUGCCUCUCUCGCACUGGCUCUUAUGCUCCACCCCGAAGCUCUACACCAUGUCCCAACGCUGCCGGUACUUGAACGCCACUACCUUCUACGGCUACGUAGCCCGGGCGCUUCUACACGGCAGUAUGGUGUACUACUUGUCCGUUGCGCUUCAGCACGGCACGGGGGCGAUUAUGGCGAAUGGAUGGGUACUCGACCGCGGCGGCGACUUUUACGCGCCGUACAUUGCCGUCGUGACGGCGCACACGUACACAGUGUUGACCGAGUCGCACUCUAUCACGAUUGCGCACUGGUUCUGCUUUCUCUUCUCUAUCUGGACGUGCUUCCUCAGCUUCUGGCUCUACGCACGCCUUCCGGCCUUGUCGAAUAGGACCUUCUCGGUACUACUCACGAGUCCAUCCUUUUACUUAGUAUACUUCGGCUUACUUACCGCCGUGUGUGUCUCGCUCGCCAUCUACGCCAUACCAAAGGCUCUCUGGUUCCCCGAUGCCCUGCAGCUGGAGCGGCUUCUGCUGGCGCAUUUGCGGCAGAGGCGUGUGUGGCACAGCAGCACGCCAGUCCGCGCUCUCCGCACCUUCUUUCAGGAGGACAAUCCUUCGCAGUUUUGGAAGUCGGUUUCGCUCUACCACGCACUGCGCUGCUCCCCGCCUCCGCGGCAGACCUUUACGAUCUCGGAAGAUGAGGAUGGGGAAGCGGAGGCCUCGCUGAUAUCUGUAACGAGACGAAUUCGUUCCUCUCAUGUGUGGAAGAGAGCCGGAGAGACGUAG